AUGGCCCCAACGCCGCUCCCGCCCAGCCGCUCCGCCGGACGAGGCAGGCCGGGCCCCACGGCUCCCUCCUCCGCGGGCGCCCAGACGGCCGCCCCAGACGGGGGGACGAACCCGUCGGCACCCCUGCGACUCACCUACCGCGCCGCCGCUCGGAAACUUGAACAGGAGACACGCAGCGAGGGCCUCGAGAGCUCCCAACUACCUCCUCGCUCGAACAAAAUGGCGCUGGGGCCGCCUCCUCCCCCGCGCAGGCCGCCAGCCUCUCCCAUCACCUCUCCGCCAAGAGGGGGAGGUCGCCUCGCAGACGCACCGCCACCCUCGCGGCAGCGAAGUGGGCCCCCUCUUCGGAGGCGCCGACUCCGCACACGCCGUGGAAGCUCCGGUAAGACCUACACCUGGCGCCGCAAAGUUCAAGGUGGAAAGAGCGUGGUGGCCUCGGCUUCGCUGACCACCCACGGAGCGGCUGCCUGUCUUGCCUGGGCUCUGUCUGUGGCCUUCACCCGGAUGCUGCCCCUCAAGCCAAACAGGGACAGGCCCAGCCCGGUGCUAGAAGAUUCCACAGGUGAGGUCGAGUGCUUCUCAGACUACAUGACCCUGUGGCUGCCACGGAGACAUGCGGAGGGUUUGAGGCAGUGGCUGGGCAGAGAGCUGCAGUUGCCAGGGCCCUGGAGGAGCGCCCCCCACCUGGAUCCUCUUCUUGCUCAGUGUGGCUACUUCCUGCAUCCCACCCCUGAUGGAGACUUCCUCUUCCGAGCUCUGUACUCGGCCUGCUUUGUGCAGAAGGAGAAAGCAAAUUAUAGGUUGGAAAUCAGAGUCUUUCAGAAAGGGGUGAGCGGGCCGGAGCGGAGUGAUGGCUAUAUCAUGGAGUGUCCAGUGAGAACGCCAAAGCUGGACCAAGUGUACGUCCGCUGCGGACCUGAGUUCAUCCAGGUUUCCCGGCCGCUGCCCCUGGGAAGCUCCAGUGGACAGGGCCCGUGGCUGCUGUCCCUUCGAGGGGAGCUGGUGGCAUCCCUGGAGGACGCCAGCCUGAUAGGACUGGAUGUGGACACCAAUGCCACCACCAUCACCGUCCAGAGCCCGAGGUCAGAGCUCCUUCAGAGACGGGAGGUGCUGAACACCUCCACGGAGCUGCUGCUGCUCUGGCUGGUCGGUGGCCACUCGGCCUAUUCUUUAGAAGCCACCUGCCCACCGGUGUCAUCCCAGCCCCAACUAGACGUCUUCGUUCACAUCCCCAAGCAGAGACUGGGUCUGGUCAAGAGGGGCCCCUACAUCGAGGAAAGCCUGACCCUACGGUCCCUCCGAGUCCUCCAGUCCAGCACCUUCAGAGUCACAGAGAGCCCAGACUUGGUGGUGGCCAGCAUCCCAGCGGCUGGGCUGCUCCAGGUCCAGCCAUGCCAGGAGGACCAAGGAGCUCCAGGAACCCAAGCUUUCUCCAGGGUCGACCUGAGCCUGGUAUUUGCGGAGGCAGCCACCCCAGCCCUCUGGACAGCGGAGAAUUUCUUCCAGUGCGUGGGUUCGGGGACGGAGCUGCCUACCUCAGCUGCUACACCGAGAACCGCCCCCUCGCCCCAGCCCCCAGGACCAGAGAGUCUUCCAGUAGGUAUGGCAUCUGCUGCCUCUUCCCCACUCCAGACCGCACGUUUCCUCCAAAAGGACCAGCUCCCACGAGAGGAAGGGACCUGGACCACAUCAGCAGACAGCCAGGACUGUGGGAACAAGGUGGACACCCACUGCCUCCGACUUCCCCAGGCCAUUAUGUGGGAUGAGGGUGGGAGCUUCAGAGAGUUCCUGGAAAACUGGAAUGAAAAGAUGGUGGACCACUGGAUGGUAACUAACAACAGCAACCAGUGA
This is a messenger RNA of Echinops telfairi (small Madagascar hedgehog), 1851 nucleotides long. It is a transcript of the gene CIROZ, whose product is annotated as chromosome unknown C1orf127 homolog. The record is from RefSeq and is a predicted model, not a curated record. Bases 1 to 1851 code for a protein of 616 amino acids. Gene Ontology annotation, biological process: heart development. NCBI's taxonomy places the organism in Eukaryota, Metazoa, Chordata, Mammalia, Afrosoricida, Tenrecidae. The transcript is spliced from 14 exons.